CGUUACCUACGUAAGCAGCGAACUGAGGCUGCGCAAAAGGUUCGCGCUGCCUGAAGAUUUUCCGAAGCUAUAGCAAACACACCGUGCACGCUUGCUAGUUUUAAAAGGAUUAAAUACAACAAUAAAUCAUGGCCAGAUACUUGCGGCCUCCAAACACGUCCCUUUUCAUCAGGAAUAUAUCUGACGAGUCUAGGCCGGAGGAUUUACGUCGUGAGUUUGGUCGUUAUGGACCAAUAGUAGAUGUCUACAUUCCAGUUGACUUCUAUACUCGACGAUCAAGAGGAUUUGCAUACAUUCAGUUCGAGGACGUACGCGAUGCGGAGGACGCCCUUCACAACCUGGACAGGAAGUGGGUGUGUGGCCGGCAGAUCGAGAUCCAGUUCGCCCAGGGAGACAGAAAGACACCCAACCAGAUGAAGGUGAAAGAGAGGCACUCCCCGCGCAGCUUCUCGCGGUACGACGACUACGAGCGAGAGGGCGGCGGCCGCCGCCGGCGGUCCCGCAGCCGCAGCUACGAGCGCCGCCGCUCCCGCAGCCCGUCCUACGAGCGCCGGCCUCGCCGCUCUGAGAGCCCCCGAGAGUCCCGGGGACGACCAUACGGACGGCAGGGACGCAGUAGGAGCCGGGAGAGUGAUAGGCACCGGCCGCCCCAGCGGGAGCACCACCGCCCGCACCCCCACAGCCGCUCCAACUCGCCAUCGCCGUCCCGCGGCAGGCCCCGGCCGGGCCCGAGGAAGGAGUCCAGGGGCGCGUCCCGCUCCCGCUCCAAAUCCCUCACCCCGCCCCCCGAAGAAUUCCACCCCGCCUCCAACUCGCGCGAGUCGCACGACUCCCACCUGCGCUCGCCCUCGCGGUCGCGCUCACGCUCCCUCUCCAGGUCCCGCUCCCGCUCCCGGUCCUGGGCCGGGCGCAAGUCUGGGGGGCACUAAACCCAGCCCCUCCUGCGUUCCCCAGGCGCCUCUGCCCCUCCGCGUUCCUUUGUUGGAUUGGCUGAGGGGGAAUGCGUUUGGUCAUGUAGUGUAUUGUCAUUUAACACGCACACUCCUGGGUUGUUGGUUUAGGUUAAGACAUUGGCUGCUCUGGGUUUGAAUUCAGACAAUUUUAGUGGGGUUUCUUUUUUCUCCCCCCCCCCCCCCCUACUUACUUUUUAUUUUUUAUUUUUUGGUAAUUUAAGGGUGUGAAAAUGUGUCCAUUCUGAAAUGGAUUGGCUCCCUUUGCAGACCCAAAAUGGCAGCUGUUUAAUUUUGUUUGUUUUUUUUCCUUUUGUAAAAAUGUGUUCAGUGUCAGCCAUUGUACUCAAGGUUUUGUUUGCAAAUGCGUCUCUACGCAAGUAUUAAUACUCAACAUUUCAAUUGCGUAAUUUUCUACCUGAGGAUUGUCAGCUCAAAUAACAUUAUCCCCCCCCCCUCCCCCAAUCUCCCCCAGGAAUGCAUUCCGAAAUGGCUAGGAAUAUCUGAUUAGUGUAAAACAUACUUGCAUCUUUUCCUGGUGUGUGAAUGUAAACCAUUUGUAAAGAUGCACGUGUCUCCAGUGGGGGAGAGAAAGCCUAGUGACUCUUUUGUCAUGUAACUGUUUCAACGUGUAAGAUUUUCAAUGUAAAUUUCAAACCAUGGUCUUCCACGCGAUGAUUUGUUUUUGUAAAAUGUGCCAGUUUAAAGCAAAUAUUCUGGUGUGCUUUUAAUUCAAUUUACGUCUUUCUGUUCUGUGUAUAUAGUCUCAUUGAAAGCAAUAUUUGAGAGUUUGGCACGAGCAACAAUAGUUGGAAGGGAACUUCUGCAACAACAAAAAAGGUCAUUACUGAUGUAACGCUGCCUCCAGCAGGACUACUGUAAGUUUUAAAUGUUGACGUACUGAUGUCAUGGUAUUGCCCAUUUCAUUUGAUGGAUGACUUUGUUUUUACAUUAUACCCUCAUAUUCCCUUGUAUAAGGCCAGAUGCAAGUAUCUGGAGUUUGUAUGUUUCAUAAAUGCACCCCUCCCUGUAAAUGCUUUCAUUAAAGUGGGUAAGGGUUAGUAAAAA
Molecule: messenger RNA, 2018 nt
Organism: Conger conger (European conger)
Lineage: Eukaryota; Metazoa; Chordata; Actinopteri; Anguilliformes; Congridae
Product: serine/arginine-rich splicing factor 10-like
Exons: 6
Coding region: 129-929 (266 amino acids)
Molecular function (GO): RNA binding
Source: RefSeq, a predicted model, not a curated record